Molecule: messenger RNA, 534 nt
Organism: Durusdinium trenchii
Lineage: Eukaryota; Dinophyceae; Suessiales; Symbiodiniaceae
Source: the annotation of a GenBank genome assembly
GUACUUCAGGUCAGCUUCACAUUCUCUGAUCCUCGGGGCAUACGACCCAAAGGCAUUUGCACGUGGAGGUUUAAUUUCUCUUUCAACUCCAGCAGAGACUUUUACUCGAAGGAAGUUGUGGAGAGCCUCUGUCAGCAGAGGAACCUGAGUAUCCGCAGACACAUGGAGGAGGGAAUUCAGCCGAAUCAGUUUGCUGAGCUGCUCUUGGGCUCUGGGUUGGUUCUGAACGAGGAUGUCCACUGGAUCACCUACCGUGGGACCAACACCUUGGAGGUGCGAGAGGAUGGACACCCCGGCAGACCAGAAGCGCCACACAUAGUCUUGGCUGGCCUGUACGAUCUUGCUCACCUUUUGCAGAUGCUUCGCGGAGAAUGUAUACCAGAUGAGGUGCAAAACUUCUUCGAGGAUUUGGAUCUCUUCUUCCCAUGGUUUCUCCAGCCUUUGCGCUCGCGAACUUAUGCUCAUACCAAGUUGUUGAGUUGUUCUUUCAGUGUCACUCAAUCUCAACUGCAUUCUACACGCACGCCAACUUAA